Molecule: messenger RNA, 2802 nt
Organism: Musca domestica (house fly)
Lineage: Eukaryota; Metazoa; Arthropoda; Insecta; Diptera; Muscidae
Product: serine proteinase stubble
Exons: 6
Coding region: 580-2325 (581 amino acids)
Biological process (GO): proteolysis
Molecular function (GO): serine-type endopeptidase activity
Source: RefSeq, a predicted model, not a curated record
GUACGUAAAUCAUAUAUUGCCAUGUGUGAAGAGCGCGUUUAUGCUCGUCCACGGAUUGGCAUGAGCCGACUGUCGUCCAGUGUUAUUAGUUAUUUCGAAGUUGACGCAUACUGAUCGAUUACACCGGAGUACAAUUCAAUACUGUCGAACAGUUUUAACGCGACCUCAACCAACACCACCGCCAUCGUUGUAGCCUCCGCCGCCGUUCACCCUCCUCCUACUCCUCUCAAUUCGAAAUAAUUACGCGGAUUUUUCAAAGUGAUUUGCAUUUACAAGUGUUGACAACUCAGAGUCACGUCGAAUCAAAAAUUCAAAGUGAAUAUUUCGAGCGAAAUCAAAAACGAAUUUCAAAAUCCAUCUAAACAAAAAUAUUGUUCCCACUGCCGGUACAACAACAACAACAACAGCCACCAUUGUGCAUUGGUAUAAUUUGCCCAAACGAGGCCAAUUAGUGCAAAAUAUUUACAAUCGCUUUAGCCCAAAAUAUGUACUUGUCGGAUUGAAAUUUGAAAUAAAAUUAACAAAAUAAAACAAGAAAGAGUUCUCAAAAAAAUCAAAAAAUAACGAGCACUACCGACUAUGUUAAGCUACUCAAUAUGGUGGCUCAUAGCGCUAUGGACGUGUACGGUGAUGACAAGUGCAUCUCAAAAUUACAACUCCCUUUACAACAAAGCCGUCAGCCCAGAGCUUAAAAAAGCCAUUCAAAAGGAAUUGCCCAAGGAAGCAAAGUUCUUCGAUGAGCUGGACUUGAUACCCCAAACCUGUCGCUAUCGUGGUCAAAAAUUCGAAUGUGGCCUAUCGAUAUCGUGUGUUCUGAGUGGUGGCAAACCUUUGGAUUUAUGUUCCGGUGGCAUGAUAUGGUCCUGCUGCGUGGACAAGGAUGAAAACAGUGCCGAGGAAACCAGUAAUGCAGGUCAAGUCAACAACACCAGUGAUAUCAUACACUUGUACGACAUCUAUCCCGACCUGGCCAAUCACAACCACAACAAGCAUCAUCCGAGCAGUCAUAGCAGCAGCCACGCCUACAUCACCUCACUGAAACGACCCGUGCACAGCAAUGCAAUUAGCAGCUCCACAACGCAUUCGGGUCUGUCGAAUGGCAAUCCCUAUCCGGCCGUGGUGAACAAUCACCAGUAUCAGAUAUCUUCGUCGUCGGCGUCACAACAUUACACCACCAAUCGGCCACAGUUGCAUUCCCAUUAUAAACCCACCACGCGACCUGUAUCGACGGGCGGUGGAUUUGCAAAUGCUCCAGGAACUUGGGACCAUGACAUUAAUCACAUCGUUGGCCAUGGAGGUGUUGGCGGUGGUGUUGGAAGUCAUACCGGCAUAACCAAUCAUUUGGACAGCUUCUUCGAUGUGCCUCCCGAACCGCAGGUUCAGAGGCCGGCAAGUAGUCUGGACUCAGCAAACUCACAUUCCCUGGUCCCGCCGAAUGAGUCGAACUAUGCGGUGGGAAAUGUCUUGGACUUGAAUACGGGCGAAGCAGGCGAUGAUUACCCCAGCGGUUCAUCCCACACCGAUGGUUCAUAUCGUCCAGUGCCGGGUUGUGGGGAGGUUUAUACCCGUUCGAACCGUAUUGUGGGAGGACAUUCGACUGGCUUUGGUUCGCAUCCUUGGCAGGUGGCCCUCAUCAAAAGUGGAUUUUUAUCACGCAAGCUAAGCUGCGGAGGAGCUUUGGUGUCAAAUCGAUGGGUUGUUACUGCUGCUCAUUGUGUGGCCACCACCCCUAAUUCCAAUAUGAAAAUACGUUUGGGCGAAUGGGAUGUGCGAGGUCAAGAGGAACGCCUCAAUCACGAGGAAUAUGGCAUAGAACGCAAAGAGGUCCAUCCCAACUAUAACCCGGCUGAUUUCAAAAACGACCUGGCUUUGAUUCGUUUGGAUCGGAAUGUGGUCUACAAGCAACACAUUAUACCGGUGUGUCUUCCACCACCAAACUCCAAGCUGGUGGGCAGAAUGGCUACAGUUGCUGGAUGGGGUAGAACCAGACAUGGUCAGAGUACUGUUCCCUCCAUUCUACAGGAAGUUGAUGUCGAAGUGUUGUCCAAUGACCGUUGUCAGCGUUGGUUCCGGGCGGCCGGCCGUCGUGAAGCAAUACACGAUGUCUUUCUGUGUGCUGGCUAUAAGGAAGGUGGUCGCGACUCAUGUCAAGGCGAUUCUGGUGGCCCCUUGACCCUUACCCUAGAUGGCCGUAAAACUCUAAUAGGUCUUGUUUCUUGGGGUAUUGGCUGUGGUCGCGAACACCUCCCAGGUGUCUAUACAAACAUUCAAAAGUUUGUGCCCUGGAUUAACAAAGUCAUGUUCAAUGACAACGGCAACACGUAGCCAUGCUGCUGAUCUGAGCACCCACGUCACCACACUUCAUCUGUCACUUACUCCUUGAAGCGUCGCCCACUUAGUGAUGGUUAUCGUCAACAUCUCGGGGUUGUUAGCACUUAAGUCAUCAGUGUUUAAGUAUCUAUGCAUCUGGACCGUCUUUACUCCAUCCCACUUCAGCUGUCGUUGUAGCCGUCUUAAAAAGUAUUUUCGGGUUUGCCUAUAAGCUAUGCAUCCUACCGACUUUGUAACGAACUGAGUAACGCCUUUAUUUAUAACAUAUUUAUACAUUUAGUUAUUAAAUUAAUUUAUUUAUUUGUAUUUGAUUUUUUAUGUUUUUUUAUUAUUAUAAUAAUAAAUUAAAAGAAAAAUAACGAAAAGUAUGUAAAAUAUUUAAAAAAAUGAGAACUGUCAGGAGAAUUGUUAGAUUGGAAAAAUUAGACCCAACAUUUUUGGGAAAAGGAAAUUCUAAAAUACUUUCAUUAU